CUGGAUUGCGUUGUGAUUGACGAAAGUGAGAAACGCAUAAGAAGAUGGAGAUAGGAGUAAUGUGCUGUGAUGUGAGGAUGAAAUAGGGAGAAAGAGACAAGAUGCAGUCUUAUUUUUGCGCCAUGGACAACGAAUUAUAAGUGAAGUGUGUUUUGUAGUGCAAACGGAAAUAACAGUAGCAGAUUUAGUAAGCGGACGCUGAAAGAUAUAUUUAUUAUGCGCGAGAAAAACAAGGGAUUGUGUUAUGGCAGUGGAGCCAAGACCAGCUACUCAACAAAAGCAGUAUGAUUAUUUGUUAAAAUUUUUAUUAGUAGGUGACAGUGACGUAGGUAAACAAGAAAUACUGAGUGGUCUAGAGGAUGGAUCCUCGGAAUCGCCGUUCUGUAGUGGAAGUGCAUAUAAGACCACCACUAUACUCCUUGAUGGAAAAAGAGUUAAACUACAGCUAUGGGACACUUCAGGACAGGGCCGAUUUUGUACUAUCAUCAGGUCGUAUUCCAGAGGUGCCCAGGGUAUACUCCUAGUCUAUGACAUCACGAACAAGUGGUCAUUUGAUGGAAUUGACAGAUGGUUGAAGGAAGUAGAGGAGCAUGCUCCAGGUGUUCCAAAAGUACUUGUUGGCAACAGGCUUCACCUGGAAUUUAAAAGACAAGUGGAUGCAAGGGAUGCAGAAGCUUAUGCAGCAAAAAACCGAAUGGCAUUUUUUGAAGUUAGUCCACUUUGUGAUUUCAACAUUCGUGAAAGUUUCAGUGAGCUUUCUCGAAUGGCUUUGCACCGUAAUGGGAUGGAGAGACUGUGGCGAUCAAAUAAAGUUCUAAGCUUACAGGAGCUAUGCUGCCGUGCUAUAGUGGCUCGAACGACUGUUUACAGCAUUGAUCAGCUCCCACUUCCAACAUCUGUCAAAUCACAUCUGAAGUCUUAUGCUAUGACAACUUACACAACAACAUCAAUGCAACAUCGAUACUUGUUAAAUCACAGAAGCUUAGGAGGCAGCAAGGGUGUUAUUUCAUCCCAUCACAAAAAACUAAAGUUUGUGGUUGGCACUUCUCCAGGAAUAGCUUCUCCUUCCUCAUCAAUGGGCUCUCCGCCAGGAGUUGACUCAACACGAACAAGUUGUACAGGGCGCAACUCUUGUAUAAUUUCAUAAAAUGCUCCCAGUCUGUGAACAUUGUAUGUGGAAGUGUGCUACAACUUGUAAAUAGUCCUUUUAUACUGUGUAUGUGAUUGUGUUGAAUGUGGAGUAGUAAUUUCAGUGUACCCACUAUUUUAUAAUGUAUACAUUCAGAAUAUUGAAAGAUUUUGAUAGAUUUUACCAUCUGCCUUAUUGAUUUAUUAUUUUUGAAUGUAAACAUGUUUUAGUAAGUGGUAACUGUCUCCAUUAAAUGAAGUGUGACUACUGAAAAGAAAAAUCUGUAAGAUAUGUUUUGGAAAUUUUAUCCUUUGAACUGAUUUUUACGUCUCCACUGAUAGUAUCGUCUCUUAUGGUUAUUUCAUCAAGUAAGAAAUUCUGCAAAUGCCCUUCUUGGACCAAGUAAAAGUUGAUUAUUAAUAUUGAUAUGGCAUUCUUUUUAACAAAAAUGUGACAUGAGGGAGUAUGUUUUGUAACUACUACUUUUCCAGAGACAUCUUGCUUAUAAGGAACUAUUUAACUGAAAGUAUAGUAUUGAAUGUAAGUGCAGUUUUGAGUGAUCAUUUUGUGAUGAGACUGUGAAAGUUUCUUAGAAUUUCCUCUUUUAAAAUCCAUCCAUGUAACAGUUUUUGCAUUUGUAUAUUUGAGCACUACCGUCCAUUGCUGUGUUAACUACCAUAUUAGUUGUAGAAAUUGCUUUUCACAUCAUCAGGGUAUUUUUGUUUUAUUGUAAUGACUUACUGAAAGUUUAUUUGUAUAUGGAUACAUUUACUGAUCUGUGUCUUAUAAAUGUGUCUAUUGCAAAAAUAUUGAUAUUAUAAUUGAAUAUUCUGUGCUGUUUUCCGGGUCACAAAAUUUCGCUGCAUAACUUUGGACUUCUCCUGUUCUUUGAUUUUUGAAGUCAGGAGAGACCGAGGGGGGAGGGGGGGGGGGGGAGAACAGACCUUAAGGGCAUGUAUAAAACACAUUAGACAUGAACUGUCACACAUUGACUUCUUUUUUCCCAAUGUUACCUUGUUUGAGUGACACUCUUUUUAUGAAUGCAGGAGAAGUUUUUCCAUAAUUAGAAGUGCUUUUUAAAAAGCUGUUUUUAGUUUGUAUAAAAAUCUGUGAAAUAUUUCACUUUCACAUUGUGUAAAUAACCCUUCCAGCCCAGCUGUUAUAUUAUGUAAUAUUCUUGUUUUUUAUUAUUUUUUCUAAUGUACAGUUUUGUUGUUUAUUUAUGAAAAUGGAGAACAAUAUUUUUAACUUAUUAAACAUGUUUUAUUAUUUAUUACAUCCAGAAUCUUGGUGCAUACUUUGAUAAACAAUGUCUAAACUGUAAGGAAGAAUUAUUUUGUGUUGUGACUUUAAUACUUCCUUGUAGAUAUGACUGCCAAAUGUGGCAAUUCUCCAUUCAUUUGUUAAUAACAAUGUUUUGUUUUACUUGUACAUAACAAACGAUAUUUUAUGGAAAUACAGUUUUUAUUAAAGUACUCA
Molecule: messenger RNA, 2608 nt
Organism: Schistocerca americana (American grasshopper)
Lineage: Eukaryota; Metazoa; Arthropoda; Insecta; Orthoptera; Acrididae
Gene: Rab40
Product: ras-related protein Rab-40C
Exons: 4
Coding region: 245-1147 (300 amino acids)
Biological process (GO): intracellular signal transduction; protein localization to plasma membrane
Cellular component (GO): synaptic vesicle; plasma membrane; endosome
Molecular function (GO): GTP binding; GTPase activity
Source: RefSeq, a predicted model, not a curated record